CGAGCGCUUCCACUUCUUCAAUAUUCAGAGAUCGUAAGGGGGAAGUUACACGGGAAUUAAGGCGAUUUUUCGGACAUUUUCCCACCCCUGAACAGGAUCUUAGCUCAGAUCCUGACACAGAAAAGCAUACAGUAUGGUUGUCGUAACAGCAGGCGUCGGAGGGGCACACAAAGUCCUUCUGAUAUCGGGAAAACAAAGCGCUUCGGCCGGCGCGACGCAAAGCGGAUUCAGCCGUUCCAUAUCUGUCAUGCUAUCGAACCAGGCCUCCUCUGAUUCGGACUCCAACAACUCCGGACCACCAAUGCGUAAGAGGCAGAGACUCACACAUCUGAGCCCAGAAGAGAAAGCACUUCGAAGGAAACUGAAGAACAGAGUUGCUGCACAGACAGCAAGAGACAGAAAAAAGGCAAAGAUGGGAGAGUUGGAGCAGCAGGUCUUGGAGCUGGAGCUCGAGAAUCAGAAACUUGACCUUGAGAACACAUUGUUGCGAGAGAAGAUGAGUGAUCUUCUGAGUGAGAAUGAAGAGCUAAGACAAAGACUAGGGUUGGAUACCCUGGAAACAAAAGAUGAGGUUGAGGAGAUGGAGUCCAAAGUGAGCGAUUUGGGUUUGGUGACCGGGUCUUCUGAGUCCGCAGCACUCAGGCUACGUGUGUCCGCAGCAGGUGCAGGCCCAGCAGUUACCAAAUCUGAAGACUUCACCAUGGAUACUCACAGCCCUGACCCUACAGAUGAUGAGUCUGAUCUCCUGCUUGGUAUUCUUGACAUCCUGGACCCAGAUCUCUUCCUCAAGACUGGGAUCCCAGAUGCUCAGGAAGCUCAGCAGCCACUGCUGGAUGGGGGUGCCGGAGAGCAAGUACCUGCCUCCCCGUCUGCAUCUUUGGGGACCGCACCAGUUAAGCUGGAAGCCCUUAAUGAACUGAUCCACUUUGACCACAUUUACACGAAACCCGCCGAAGUGGCGUGCGAGGAGAGCAUUUGCGAAGUAAAAGAUGAGGAGUUUACAGACACCAUUGCUUUUUCCGCAGACGAUGAAGAAAUUGAAGUCCAAACGGUGUCCGUUAAAGACGAACCGGAGGAAGUGGUCAUCCCGGAGACGGAUGAGAAUCCCAGUGUGGUUGAUGACUUCCUAUCGGACGUCUCUUCCUUCAACGACUACGAGAAGGUUUCGUACCUGACAGAUGCAUACAGUGACUCUGGAUGCGAGAGAUCUCCAUCCCCUUUCAGCAACAUCUCAUCCCCUCUCUGCCCUGAGAGCUCCUGGGAGGACAUGUUUGCUUCCGAACUCUUUCCCCAACUGAUCAGUGUCUAAAAUAAAUUGCGUACAAAAACUCGCUUGCCUUUGCUCUUACCAGUGUAUCUGCCACCGUGCUUCAUAAUGAUGUACAAAAGAGUUUAAAUCCCUCUUAGACCAAAGGCGUUGCUUUAGGGCUUCUGUUGUAAUACUGCAGGUCUGUAUUGUAUGGUUUUAGCGCAAAGACUUUUUUAUUUCGUAGCGGUUCGAUGUACAAUUCAAGAGCAACUCAGUAUUUUUGUUGGGGAAAGAGAAUUGGGGGGGGUAAUUGUUUUAAAUGGAAAACUAUUUAUUUGUUUAUCUCUCUCUCUUUCGGAGUCUUCUGUAUCAUAAUCUGUCUUUUUCGGACUAAUUAAUGCUUCAUGUACAACCUAAUUUUAUUGUAAAUGCUCUCCUCGAUCAUAUUGCAUUAAAAAAAUAUUGCAUUGCACAA
Messenger RNA from Misgurnus anguillicaudatus (oriental weatherfish), 1724 nucleotides. It is a transcript of the gene xbp1, whose product is annotated as X-box binding protein 1. Gene Ontology annotation, biological process: regulation of DNA-templated transcription. NCBI's taxonomy places the organism in Eukaryota, Metazoa, Chordata, Actinopteri, Cypriniformes, Cobitidae. Gene Ontology annotation, molecular function: DNA-binding transcription factor activity, RNA polymerase II-specific; RNA polymerase II transcription regulatory region sequence-specific DNA binding. Gene Ontology annotation, cellular component: nucleus. The record is from RefSeq and is a predicted model, not a curated record.